Sitophilus oryzae (rice weevil) is the source of this 621-nucleotide messenger RNA. RefSeq lists its product as uncharacterized. The transcript has a single exon. Bases 1 to 621 code for a protein of 206 amino acids. The record is from RefSeq and is a predicted model, not a curated record. NCBI's taxonomy places the organism in Eukaryota, Metazoa, Arthropoda, Insecta, Coleoptera, Curculionidae.
AUGGCAAGGAAGCUGAUAGAGGAGUAUAAGAAAUGGGGGUUGGAGGUAAAUAUAGCCAAAACUGAAUGUAUGACUGUAGGGGGGCCACAAGAGAACAUAGUCUUAGAGGAUGGAAGCGUGAUAAAAAACUGCGACAAAUAUAAAUAUCUCGGAUUAAAAAUAACUAACGAUGGAAAACUCGACGAGGGUAUAAAAGAUCGAAUAAUGCAAGGCAGAAGGGCAACAUCUAUGUUGAAUGGUGUGCUGUGGGAUCAAGGAAUCUCUAAAACUAAUAAGAAGAAUAUAUAUAAUACGGUAGUGAAAAGCAUAAUAACUUACGGAAGCGAAGUAUGGCAGUUGAAAAGCAGAACAGAGAACAUGCUAUUAGCGACCGAAAUGGAUUACUGGAGGAGAUCUGCUGGAAAAUCGAAAAGAGAACAAAUAACCAACAACAGAGUAAGGGAGAUUAUGAGAGCAGAACACACAAUUGUUGACGACAUAAGAACAAAACAACUCAUAUGGUUUGGUCAUGUGCAACGAAUGCCCGAUCACAGAAUACCAAAACAAAUUUUACUGUGGACACCUCGAGGCAGAAAUAAAAGGGGUAGGCCGGGAGGUAGGAGGGUGUGGAUAAAGAACUAG